AUUCUACCCUGUCAGGCGUAAUAUGAUAUUCACACAUGAUGAAAGUCAUUAGGAGUCGGAUCAGUGUUUUUUCAGUGACUCUCUAUGUGGGCCUGUCUGUCUGUGCUGCUAUAAAAGCUGCCACCUCGCAGACUGCGCCGUUAUUCCCCCCUUCGCUUCAGGAAACACUUCUCCAGAGACGCACUUCAGCAUGUCGGUGGCUCUGCGCACACAGCUGUUCCUCUUUCUGAUCUCCCUCUCGUCAAGGAUGGGGCUCAGUCGCUACAUUGAGGACAACGAGGCGUCAGAUGGAUUGUAUUCUCUGCUCACUUUGGCCCAGAAAAGAGAAUCAGAAGAUUUUAUUUUCCGUCGACCUCUCAGGUGCUUGGACAUGCUGGCCACUGACGGCUACUUCACCUUCACGGCGUCUCGGCCACAGCUGGCCUGCGCUGCUUUCAUCAUCGCUGAGCCCAGUGAAGUCAUCAGUCUGGAGCUGUCUGACGUCAGUAUCGACUGCAGCGCUGGAGACUUCAUAAAGAUAUUUGACGGCUGGGUUUUGAAGGGAGAGAAGUUCCCCAGCAGUCAGGACCAUCCUCUCCCGCCGCACCAGCGCUACACGGACUACUGCUCCUCCGCAGCCCCGGGAUCCUCCAGCCGCUCCUCUCAGAAUGUCGCCAUGAUCUUCUUUCGCAUUCACAACCCUGACAGCGGCUUCACACUCGUCGUAAAAAAACUGCACAAUCCUUUCCCCUGCAACAUCAUGUCUCAGAGUCCAGAGGGCAGCUUCACCAUGGUGAUGCCACAUCAGCACAAGAACUGCAGCUUCUCCGUCAUCUACCCCGUGGAGAUCCAACUGACGGAACUCAGCCUGGGGCAGGCCAAGACCAAUGAGCUCAGUCCACAGAGACAGGUUUGGUCCGGCUGUUCAGGUUCAGGAGACUACGUGGAGCUGCUGGGAGGGAAUGGGGUGGACACCUCUAAGAUGUUUCCCGUGGCCGACCUCUGUUUCUCCCUCAGUGGGCUCGCCCAGAUGAAGAUUGGUUGUGAUAACUCGGUAGUGAGGCUGGUGUCCAGCGGGAACUACGUCAACCGUGUUUCCUUCCAGUACCGAUUACUGGAACAAAAUGAGCUUCCCAAGACCCGAGAGAACAGUCUGGACAACUUCUGCACUGUGGAAUGAGACCUCUCGCAUCCAUCCAUCCGUACAUACAUAUGCACACUCUACUGUGACACACACACACACACACACACACACACACACACACACACACACAAUCACACAGUCAUCCAUCUCUCUGUAAAAAUACCACUUUAAAAUGAAAAUGUCUCAUUUAACUAAUACUGUCAGUAAGUAUUUUGUAUUAUUUGCCAAAUAUUUUAUUUUGAGACCUCGUUACGUUAAUCUUUCUUUGAGCAUAUUUAUUUAAAUAAUUGUUCUACUAAUGCAGAUUUCUGGGUGAUGGUCGACCUGAUACUGUCUUCUUUUCAGCCAUGCCAUGGCAGUCUGUGAUAAAUCGCAUUUGUUGGCAGAUUCGUUCAUUUUAAACUCUUCCUCUGUUCUUGCUUUGUAUUAGUUACAGCUUCGCAGCCCUGCAGCCUCUUCUGUUUAUAUCGCCUUGACAGUUUAAGAAUAAAUAUGAAUUGCAUGAUGAAGCACA
This is a messenger RNA of Mugil cephalus (flathead mullet), 1637 nucleotides long. RefSeq names its product corticotropin-releasing factor-binding protein-like. The transcript is spliced from 7 exons. Lineage: Eukaryota; Metazoa; Chordata; Actinopteri; Mugiliformes; Mugilidae. Gene Ontology annotation, molecular function: corticotropin-releasing hormone binding. The record is from RefSeq and is a predicted model, not a curated record. Gene Ontology annotation, biological process: hormone-mediated signaling pathway; negative regulation of corticotropin-releasing hormone receptor activity; negative regulation of corticotropin secretion. Bases 191 to 1159 code for a protein of 322 amino acids.